AUGGUAAAACCACUUACCUUCAAAGGUGACAAAAAAGCCAAAAAGAGAAAACGCCCAACAACCGAAACGAACGAUGACGAUGACGCUCCCGAACGGCAAGAAAAGCAAUUAAAUGCAACCACCAGCAGCUCCAAAACCACCACCACCGCCGCCGCCGCCGUCGCUCCCAAUGAAGUAGAAGGCGAAGAACACGACGACAGCUGGGUAUCCGCCGACGCGCCCUCCGACGUAUCCGGUCCGAUCAUGUUCGUCCUGCCGACCGAGCCUCCUUCCGCUCUCGCCUGCGACGCCACGGGCAAGGUGUUCACUUUGCCCAUCGAGAACAUUUUGGACGGCAACCCGGCGACGGCGGAACCGCAUGAUGUGAGGAUGGUGUGGUUGGCGCAUAAGAUUGUAGGAACGGAGAAUUAUAGAUUUAAGGGGCAAUCUAAAAAGUAUCUAAGCUGCGACAAAAUCGGCCUCUUCAGCGCCUCCUCCGACGCCAUCACCCCCCUCGAGUCCUUCUCCAUAAUCCCGACCUUCGACACACCAGGAACCUUUCAGAUCCAAACCCUGCGCGAGACUUUCCUAACGGUACGGGCAUCAAAGUCAUCAAAAGCCAACGCCGCGCCCGAGGUGCGCGGUGACGCGACGGAGAUUUCGUUCGACACGACGCUGCGGAUCCGGAUGCAGGCGCGCUUCAAGCCGCGGAUCAAGGCGUCCAAGGAGGAGAAGGCGCGGGAGAAGAUCAGCCGGCGUGAGCUGGAGGAGGCGGUGGGAAGGAGGCUGGAGGAGGAUGAGGUGAAAAGACUAAAAAGGGCGAGGAGGGAGGGUGAUUAUCAUGAGGUGAUGCUGAAUUUGAAAGUGAAGGGGAAGCAUGAUAAGUAUGGUUAAGGGGGCAGAUGUGAAGAGAGGCAUGGGUUGCUGGAUAUGGGAGGGUGGUGCGCAUUUUAAACAUACGACGGUGAGAGACUUACAUGAUACCCAAGAAAAUGUUUUUUUAGAUCCUGAAGAGCUGGUUAUGGUUGAUCAGAUUGGAAGACUGCGUACUAUGUAUCUUCCACCUACGAGCCUAUAGCAUCAUCCUAACGGUGCAAGUAGAAAAGUGUCAUCGAAGUUGCACCAUGUUUUCUCGAGAAAGAGGACUAGAAAGCAAUAGUAAAUCACUACACCGAGUAGUCUUUUUGAUCUAACUCGC
This is a messenger RNA of Neurospora tetraspora, 1177 nucleotides long. Its product is annotated as FRG1-like family-domain-containing protein. The transcript has 2 exons. The record is from RefSeq and is a predicted model, not a curated record. Gene Ontology annotation, cellular component: nucleolus; catalytic step 2 spliceosome; striated muscle dense body. Gene Ontology annotation, molecular function: actin filament binding. The coding region runs from base 1 to 873 and encodes 290 amino acids. Lineage: Eukaryota; Fungi; Ascomycota; Sordariomycetes; Sordariales; Sordariaceae.